AGACUUGGAGAGGACAGUCUGUGACCAAGGCUGCUGCACCCCCUCCUCGGCACCUAACUCCCUGCUUAAGCAUGAAACUCCUCCUCUCCGCUGUGCUGUCCUUCGGGAUAGUGGCUCUGUGUUUUGCUGCUCCCCCCAAGACAAGUGUCAGGUGGUGCACAAUAUCCUCGGCAGAGGAGAACAAAUGCAACAGCCUGAGGGACCACAUGCAACAGGACAAUGUUGCCUUGAGUUGCCUGCAGAAAGCAACAUACCUUGACUGCAUAAAAGCCAUUUCGAAUAAUGAGGCAGAUGCCAUCAGCCUGGAUGGAGGGCACGUGUUUGAGGCAGGCCUUGCUCCCUACAAGCUGAAGCCCAUCGCUGCUGAGGUCUACGAACACAGUGAAGGCUCCACCACCAGCUACUAUGCUGUGGCCGUCGUGAAGAAGGGAACAGGCUUCACCAUAGGUGACUUGCAAGGCAAGACCUCCUGCCACACAGGCCUGGGCAGGUCUGCUGGCUGGGUCAUCCCCAUUGGGACACUCAUCCACCGUGGAGACAUCCAGUGGGAUGGCAAAGACUCAGGCUCCAUCGAGCAAGCCGUGGCCAAUUUCUUCUCUGCCAGCUGUGUCCCUGGUGCCACCACUGAGCCCAGACUGUGCCGCCAGUGCAAGGGCGAUGCCAAAACCAAGUGCUCCCGCACAGGGCCUUAUUCUGGAUAUUCUGGAGCUUUCCACUGUCUGAAAGAAGGCAAAGGAGAAGUGGCUUUUGUGAAACACACAACUGUUCUAGAGAACGCCCCCAAUGAGAAGGAUGAGUAUGAGCUGCUGUGCCUGGAUGGCACCCGCCAGCCCGUGGACAACUACAAGACCUGUAACUUGGCCAGGGUCCCUGCUCAUGCUGUCAUGGCUCGAGAUGACAACAAGGUCGAUGACAUCUGGAACUUCCUCUCCAAAGCACAGGAAAAGUUUGGCGUGGGCACAAGCAGCACCUUCCACCUCUUUGGGCCACCUGGCACGAAGGACCCAGGCCUCAAAGACUUGCUUUUCAAGGACUCUGCAAUACAGCUGAAGCGUAUCCCAUCCCUGAUGGAUGCCCAGCUCUACCUAGGCUUUGACUACUACAGUGCCAUCCAGAGCCUUCAGAAAGACCGUGUGACCCCGAGCCGCAGGGGCAGCAAGAUUCAGUGGUGUGCCAUAGGCAAGAACGAGAAGCACAAGUGUGACCUCUGGAGCGUGAUGAGCAAUGGGGAGGUGGAGUGCGUGGUGGCUGACGACACCAAGGAAUGCAUCACGAAGAUCAUGAAAGGUGAAGCAGACGCUAUCAGCUUGGAUGGAGGCUUUGUCUACACUGCUGGUGUGUGUGGCUUGGUGCCAGUGGUGGCAGAGAGCUAUGAGGAGAGUCACUGCAGUGAUGCAGAAGGAGAACCAGCAACCUACUUUGCUGUGGCUGUGGUGAAGAAAUCUGACAAGGACACGACAUGGAACAACCUGCAGGGCAAGAAGUCGUGCCACACUGCUGUGGGGAGAACUGCUGGCUGGAACAUCCCCAUGGGCCUGAUCCACAACAGGACAGGGAGCUGCAACUUUGAUGAGUACUUCAGCCAGGGCUGUGCUCCUGGCUCUCCUCCCAACUCCCGUCUGUGCCAGCUGUGCAAGGGCUCGGGGGGAGUCCCACCAGAGAAGUGUGUUGCCAACAGCCACGAGAAGUACUACGGAUACACCGGAGCCCUGCGGUGUCUGGUGGAGCAGGGGGAUGUGGCCUUUAUUAAGCAUUCCAUUGUUGAGGAGAACACUGAUGGCAAAAGUAAAGAGGAGUGGGCCAAAGACCUGAAAAUGGAUCAGUUUGAAUUGCUGUGCACUGAUGGGCAACGGGCAAACGUCAUGGAUUACAGGAGGUGCAACCUGGCCAAGGUUCCUACCCACGCUGUGGUCACUCGGCCCGAGAAAGCACAACAAGUCCGUGACCUGCUGGAGAAACAGGAGAGACUGUUUGGAGCAAAAGGAACCAGGAAUAAUGAGUUCAAUAUGUUUUCAUAUAAAACCAAGGAUCUUCUGUUCAAAGACUUGACCAAGUGCCUGAUCAAGCUCCGUGAUGGGAUGACGUACAAAGAGUUCCUGGGAGAUAAAUACUAUGCUUCAGUUGCUAGCCUCAACACCUGCAAUCCAUCAGAUCUUCUCCAAGUGUGCACCUUCCUUGAGGAAAAGUAGUGAGAUGGGAAGAAUCCUCACUGGAGGGGGAGAAAACUUCCAGUCAUGACUCCUCUCGUGCCCUCAGCACCGAGCACUGACCCAUGAGGGCUCUCUGCCUUCAGUGCUUUCUCUGCCUUUCCUCACCACUCUGAAAGUGGAUCCUGGAGACUUUACACUUCUCUGCUGCUAUCACAGCAAAAAUAAAAUCUCAAGUCUAAACA
Acanthisitta chloris (rifleman) is the source of this 2392-nucleotide messenger RNA. RefSeq names its product ovotransferrin-like. NCBI's taxonomy places the organism in Eukaryota, Metazoa, Chordata, Aves, Passeriformes, Acanthisittidae. Gene Ontology annotation, cellular component: plasma membrane; extracellular region; recycling endosome. Gene Ontology annotation, biological process: antibacterial humoral response; iron ion transport. The coding region runs from base 72 to 2189 and encodes 705 amino acids. The record is from RefSeq and is a predicted model, not a curated record. The transcript has 17 exons.